ACUCGUAACAUUGACGAAUAAUCAGAAUGAAGUUAAUUUUUGUGUUAUUUCUAAUUUCUGUGGUAAAUGCAAAAAUCAUAAUCCAAAAAUGGGAAAUUCAAAGUGAUCCAAAGUUUGCUGAAUUAAAGUAUGAGGUUAAAGAUGGGAAAUCUAUGUCAAUUGAUGUGCAUUGCCUUAAUGAUGCUGACGACAUAAUGAUCAAAGCAGCAGCUUACUCCAAAGUUGAUGGCGUAUUCAAUCCUUUCGUUGCUCCUGAUCCCAUUCACAUAUGUAAGGUACAUGAACAUGAAGAUCCGCUUGUAAAAUUUAUGCAUGAAGAAAUUUUAAAAUUUGGAAAUGUUACAAAGGCUUGCUCUUUGAAAAAAGGAACAUAUUUAUACAUGCAUGAUUUCGUCGUUGACGAAACGAAGUUUCCUGUACCUUUACCAGAGGGAGAAUUCCGUGUUGAUGUCAAUGCAACUAUAAUUGAUGGCGGUGCUCAUACACAUGCAUAUUACAGCGAACUUUUCUUCAAAACUGUAAAAGAAUAAUUUUUGAAUUAAUAAAAUGGAUCUGGAUGUAGGAAAAAUAAAUAAAG
Molecule: messenger RNA, 577 nt
Organism: Clunio marinus
Lineage: Eukaryota; Metazoa; Arthropoda; Insecta; Diptera; Chironomidae
Source: the annotation of a GenBank genome assembly